This is a messenger RNA of Salmo salar (Atlantic salmon), 2617 nucleotides long. RefSeq names its product PTEN induced kinase 1 (gene pink1). Gene Ontology annotation, cellular component: mitochondrion. NCBI's taxonomy places the organism in Eukaryota, Metazoa, Chordata, Actinopteri, Salmoniformes, Salmonidae. Gene Ontology annotation, molecular function: protein serine/threonine kinase activity; ATP binding. The record is from RefSeq and is a predicted model, not a curated record. Gene Ontology annotation, biological process: protein phosphorylation; regulation of apoptotic process; autophagy of mitochondrion.
CAACAGCCGUUAAACCUCAUCGAAGAAGAAGUGGUGUAACGUUAUGAACGACGAGGACUGACGGAGAAAGUAAAAACAAAGCGAAACUUACAUUUUUUGGUAAAGCAUGUCUGUAAAACAUGCCAUCAGCCGUGGGGUAGAGUUGGGACGGUCUGUUAUCCAGCUAGGUCUCCUCAAACCUGCUGGUCGACUUGCAGCAAAGUUCCGAGGUGAGCGUCUUCGUGUAGGCCAACCGGCCCGCACCGUUCAGCCUCAGACUUUCCUGCCAGUUCGGUACCGAUAUUUCCGCAUGUCGUUGAGGGGUCUUGCUGCACAGCUGCAGUCCGGUGGUUUCAGGAGGUUUGGGGGCAGCGGCUCGCCAAGAAACAGAGCAGUGUUUUUGGCUUUCGGUCUCGGUGUGGGGUUGAUCGAACAACAGCUCGAUGAUGAUCGAAGGAGUGCUGCGACAUGCCAGGAAAUCCAGGCUGUGUUUACCAAAAAGAACUGCAGUCCUCUCAAGUCCUUCACCUCGGGCUACAAGCUGGAGGACUACGUUAUUGGGAAGCAGAUAGGAAAAGGCUCCAACGCUGCAGUGUAUGAAGCUGCGGCACCAUUCGCUGUGCCCAGGGACAGGGAGAGUGACCGGUGUUCCCUAAAUGACCAGCCCAGUGACGAUGGAGAGGUGGCCAAUGGGUCUCUGAGGAGCCCCUCCAGCUCCCUGUGCAUCUAUCCUCUAGCUGUCAAGAUGAUGUGGAACUUUGGGGCUGGUUCAUCAAGUGAGGCUAUUCUGAGAUCCAUGUCCCAGGAGCUGGUCCCUGCAGGCCCUCUCGCCAUGAAACAGGAAAAAGAGGAACAGAUUGCACUAAAUGGGUAUUUUGGGGAAGUGCCCAAGAGGGUUUCUGCCCACCCCAAUGUGAUCAGGGUGUUCCGGGCGUUCACAGCGGACGUACCCCUUCUACCCGGUGCCCAGGAGGAGUACCCUGAUGUCCUUCCAGCCAGACUCAACCCUGAGGGCCUGGGCAACAACCGUACCCUGUUCCUGGUCAUGAAGAAUUACCCAUGCACCCUGCGUCAGUACCUGGAGGUGAACGUGCCCAGCAGGAGAGAGGGCUCUCUGAUGGUGCUGCAGCUGCUAGAGGGAGUCGACCAUCUGUACAGACAGGGCAUCGCUCACAGGGACCUUAAGUCAGACAACGUGCUCCUGGAGUUUGACUCAGAGGGCUGCCCCCGCCUGGUAAUCACAGACUUCGGCUGUUGUUUGGCUCAGAGUGACUCUAGUCUCCAACUACCCUUCAACACUAUGUGGGUGAACAGAGGAGGCAACUCCUGCCUGAUGGCACCUGAGGUUGUCACUGCAGUUCCUGGGCAGGGUGUGGUUAUUAAUUAUAGCAAGGCAGAUGCAUGGGCUGUCGGGGCCAUUUCUUAUGAGAUAUUUGGCCAGGCCAACCCGUUCUAUGGAGCAGGUGGACUGGACAGCAGGAAUUUCCAGGAGAUCCAGCUCCCUGCCCUGCCUGCCUGUGUAUCUGCUGACAUGCAACUAGUCGUCAAGCUGCUUCUGCGUAGGAACCCCAAUAAGCGCCCCAGUGCCAGAGUGGCUGCCAACAUGCUGCAUCUGAGCCUCUGGGGAAGGCGUGCCCUUGCCAAUCAGGACAGCGCUGGCAUGAAGAAGCUAGCUGAUUGGCUGCUGUGGCGGUCUGCAGUGGUGCUCCUGAGGGGCUGCGCCCCGAGUGGGAGCUCGGUGGAGGUGGAGCUACAGAGGUGCUUCCUGUCUAACCUGGACCUGGAAGACCUCCGAUUGGCUGUCAGCUUCCUCAUGUACGGACGAGAACAGGGUAGAGCCAGCAUCAUGUCGCGUUAGGUCCUCUCAGUCUAACCCACAGACAUAUAUGUCUAACUCUGGUCUAACCCGUUGAGUUUGAAUGUAGGUGAACGUAGUGCCAGAGGUGGAAAAUGGAAUAAAAAAAAAAUUAAAAAAAAAUGGAAUAAAAAAAAUCUAAAUAGUUUCUCUCCCCAUUUCCACCCCUGUCUAUCGAGCUUUCAGGAAACAAAUAUAAGCACUUUUUAAUUCAUGCUAAGACUAGACUCCAUAUGUUGGGGGGUUGAAUUUUAUUUUGGGAUUUUUGCACUUUAUGUCCAGUUUGGACCUGGUCAAUGACAUGCUUGAGGUUUACCCCUUUGUUUGGUUUGUGUAUUUUCCAAAUCAACACAUUUUAUUUGAGUUACACCACUACGGUCUCAUAUAGACUAUUCCAUAGCCUCUGUGAACAUGUUUUGACUAAGACCAUGAGGUAGUCAAUGUAUUUACUGUAUGUCAAGGAUGAUAUUAUAAAGCAUCUAAAUAUCUCCAGAUGGUUAUGUAGCAGAAUAUCAGUUCAGAUUUAAUAGCAAUACCAGAUCACUGUAUUUCACAUUUUGAGUUAAAAGUCCUUUAUUUAAAUAAAAUGAAAGUCCAUGCAUGCAAAAAUUGAGUCAUGGGACAUUUUAGAAUAUAGUCCUAUAAAAAUUACAGAAUGAGUUUUGUCUCUGACAACAAACACUUUGUAAAGCUACAUUUUGAAUUGUGAGGAUGUUUUUAAUAAGCACUGGAUGUAGUGUAAAAUACAUAUCCAAAGAUUAUAAUAAAGUGUUAGUGUUUGAA